AUGAACAAUCACAAUUUAACAACAGAGCAAGUUCAAGCCCUUCGUGACCAAUGCCUUGCUGCCCGUGAAUACGCCUACGCUCCCUACUCCAAGUUUCGCGUUGGGUGUGCUAUUCUCACGAAAGCUGGGUCAAUCGUCACAGGCGCCAACGUUGAAAACGCCUCUUACGGCGCCGGGAUUUGUGCAGAGAGAACUGCCAUCACUCGGUGUGUGAUGGAAGGACAAAAAGAGUUACAGGCCAUUGCCAUUCUGAGCGAUAUGGCCGAUUGUGUGAGUCCGUGUGGAAUAUGCCGGCAGUUUAUUCGAGAGUUUGCUCCCAAGGUGCCUGUUUUGAUGUUUUCAGGUCAAUCAGACAAAAUGGUGUGUCACACGCUUGAAGAACUUCUUCCCUUAAGCUUUGGCCCCGAGCAUCUUCAUUGA
Messenger RNA from Candidozyma auris, 420 nucleotides. Its product is annotated as cytidine deaminase. The record is from RefSeq and is a predicted model, not a curated record. The transcript is spliced from 3 exons. NCBI's taxonomy places the organism in Eukaryota, Fungi, Ascomycota, Pichiomycetes, Serinales, Metschnikowiaceae. Gene Ontology annotation, molecular function: cytidine deaminase activity; zinc ion binding. Bases 1 to 420 code for a protein of 139 amino acids. Gene Ontology annotation, cellular component: cytosol.